GAAUGAGCCGCUGUCCCCUCCCUCGACGCUGCACAGAGAGGCUCAGUGUGCGCGCGGUCGCUCAGCAGCUGCAGCAGCCGCCGUCCUGAGCAGAGCCCUUCUCGCGUCCCGGGAGCCGGCGCUGUCCUGCCGCCGCCGAGCCAGAGGCAGCUCCUUGUCCCUUUGGCGCCACGGUCUCCCUUCCUCCCUCCCGGCCCGCGCCGUCUACGCGCUCCCUCCCUUCCUCGCCUCAGCGCCCCGUGUGCGCCUCCGUGCCAACCCCGUCGCCUCAGCUCGGCUCUGCCCGCCCGUCCUUCGGCGCCCGCCGGGGAAAUGCGGGGCCUGUCCGGCUGGGUGGUGCUGCUGGCGCUCGGCAGCUGGCUCCGGCUGCGGGCGAAGGGCGCCGUGCCCCUGGCUGACUUCUACCCCUUCGGGCCGGCGCAGGGGGACACGGCCACCCCGCAGCAGGACGACGGCGGCUCGGGGCUCCGGCCCAUCGCCGUGAAGUUCCCCUUCUUCGGCGCGGCUCACAUGGCGCUCUACGUCAACAACAAUGGAAUCAUUUCCUUUUUGAAAGAAGUGUCUCAGUUUACACCAGUGGCUUUCCCCAUCUCCAAUGACCGGCGUGUGGUUGCUGCUUUCUGGGCGGACGUAGAUAACCGGCGUGCAGGGCAAGUGCAUUACCGGGAAACUAAGGACCAAGCCAUUUUGAUGAGGGCCACUAAGGACAUCCAGCAAUAUUUCCCAGAAUUCCCGCAGUUCUCUGCCCAAUGGGUAUUCGUGGCCACUUGGUACCAGGUCACCUUUUUUGGAGGAAACUCGCUUUCUCCGGUUAACACCUUCCAAAUAGUCCUCAUCACCGACGGCAUGCUGUCCUUCACUAUCUUCAACUAUGAGUCCAUCACCUGGACCACUGGAAUGCAUGCCAGCAGUGGAGGAGACUCAGCUGGCCUGGGAGGCAUUGCGGCCCAGGCAGGUUUCAAUGCCGGUGAUGGAAAGCGGUAUUUUAACAUCCCCGGAUCCCGCACUGAUGACAUUGUCGACGUGGAGAUGACGACAAAUGUGGGUAUCCCCGGGCGCUGGGUGUUCAGAAUCGAUGAUGCCCAGGUGCAAGUGGGGGGCUGCAACAACACAACAUCGGUGUGCCUGACACUCCGCCCUUGUCUGAAUGGAGGGAAGUGUAUUGAGGACUGCAUCACAGGUAACCCCUCCUACACCUGUUCUUGUCUGGCUGGCUUCACUGGAAAGCGAUGCCAAAUUGAUGUGGAUGAGUGCGCUUCCAGCCCAUGUCAGAACAAAGCCUCCUGCAUCGAUGGCAUCAACAGCUUCAGUUGCUGGUGUCCACCAGGAUUUAAAGGAGCCACGUGUGAAGUUGAGGAGUCUCCAUGUGAAGCCAAAGAGUGCCAGAAUGGCGGGGAAUGCCAAGUGGCCAACAGAACAGCUGUGUGCCUUUGCCAGCCAGGUUUUACAGGAGAAGAUUGUGAGACAGAAAUAAACGAAUGUGAUUCCAACCCAUGCCUGAACGGUGGGCGAUGUAUGGACCUAGUGGACAAUUACACCUGUGUGUGUGUGGCGCCAUUCACAGGACAGCGCUGUGAAACAGAUCCUUCAGCCUGUGAGGGCAGGAACUGCAGGAACCGACAGACGUGCAACUAUAUCCGCCCAGGGCGCUACAUCUGCACAUGCUCUCCAGGCUACUAUGGGAACAACUGUCAAUAUGGUGGGCCCAGAAUGCCCAGUGCCUGCAUGUCCAAUCCAUGUCAGAAUGAAGGCACUUGCCUUGAAAGCAGCCAAGGAUAUGUGUGUGAGUGUGCGGAAGGAUACACAGGCACUGACUGCGAAGACAAGCUCUCAGAGGACUGCGAGUGUCGGAACGGGGGGAAGUGUCUGGAUGGAAACGUCACCAUAUGCCAGUGCCCUCCAGGAUAUUUUGGUCUUCUCUGUGAAUUUGAAGUGACCGCAACACCUUGCAAUAUGAACACCCAGUGCCCAGAUGGAGGCUACUGUAUGGAGUACGGUGGCAAUUACCUUUGUGUGUGCCAUACGGAUUACGGCACAAACCACACUGAGCCACCCUCUCCUUGUGACUCGGAUCCUUGUCUGAAUGGCGGAUCAUGUGAAGCUCAAGAUGACUCCUACACCUGUGAAUGUACCCGAGGCUUCGUCGGCAGGCACUGUGAGAAAGCAAAACCAAAGCUGUGCAGUUCUGGGCCCUGCCGCAAUGGAGGGACGUGUAAAGAAUCGGAUGGAGAAUACCACUGCACCUGUCCUUACCGCUUCACGGGGAAGCACUGUGAGAUAGGCAAGCCUGACCCCUGUGCCUCAGGGCCUUGUCAUAAUGGGGGGACCUGUUUCCACUAUAUCGGCAAGUACAAAUGUGACUGCCUCCCAGGAUAUUCCGGGCGACACUGUGAGAUAGCUCCUUCUCCUUGCCUCCUGCAUCCAUGUGAAAACGGAGCCACUUGUCAGGAUCUUGGCAACAGCUAUUUGUGCACAUGCCCAGCUGGCUACACAGGAAGGCACUGCCAAUCAGAGGUAGACUGUGGUACCCCCAAGGAGGUGAAGCAUGCCCAGGUGGCAUUUAACUCCACUAAGCUGGGCUCUCUGGCAGAAUACCAGUGUGAUCUGGGUUAUGUUCUCAGUCCCCAGAAUAACCCCAGAGUAUGCAGAACACAAGGCGUCUGGAGUGACCCUCCAGAGUGUAACGAAAUUGAUGAAUGCAGAUCUCAGCCGUGUCUGAACGGAGGCUUGUGUAAAGAUCGAAUUGCCACUUUCCUGUGCUUGUGCAAAACUGGCUAUACAGGACACCACUGUGAGUUGGAGAUUGAUGAAUGCCUGUCUGAUCCAUGCAAGAAUGGUGGGACCUGCACAGAUCGACCAGGAUCCUUUGCCUGUCAUUGUCCUGAGGGUUUCAUUGGAACUCAGUGUGAAACGGAAGUGGAUGCCUGUGAAUCAAACCCUUGUCGGAACGGAGGAGAUUGCGAAAAUUACAGUGGCUCCUACCUGUGUGUCUGCCCAGAGGGCUUCUUUGGCUACCAUUGUGAAAUAGCUAGUGACCCCUGUUUCUCCAACCCCUGUGGGAGCAGAGGCUACUGCCUGCCCAGUAACGGAUCUCACAUCUGUACCUGCAAAGUGGGCUAUACCGGCAACAACUGUGAGAAAGAGCUGCUGCCACCAACGUCAUUAAAGGUGGAAAAGGUGGAGGAGACAGGGCUGACAAUCUCUUGGCGCCCUCCCAUGGACCCGGCUGCCAAGCAAAUGAUUGAUGGCUACGCCGUGACGUACGUAUCCUUCGACGGCUCUUACCGCUGGACUGAUUAUGUGGACCGAAGCCGUGCUGCCCACCAUUUGCGGGCACUAGCCUCCGGCAAAGCCUACAAUAUUUCUGUCUUUUCAGUCAAACGCAAAUCGAACAACAAGAAUGAUAUCAGCAGGCCCGUCAUGCUCGUCACUCGUACUAGACCUCACCCAGUGGAGGGAUUUGAAAUUGCCAAUGUGACUGCCACAACCAUUACUGUGCAAUGGGCUCUCCACAGGCUCAAGUACGCCACGGUCAGCAAGGUGCGUGUGUCCAUACGGCAGCCGGAUGAUGUGGAGGAUCGUGCUGUGGAGUUAAACAAUACAGUGACAAAAUACACAUUCUGGGACCUUCAGCCAGGGCAGAAGUAUCUUAUUCACAUGUGGACCUUGAGUGGCCUCGGUGCAGAAGACCAUCCCACUGAGAGCUUUGCUACUGCACCUGUCUACGUGUGGACACGACCUCUUCCUCCUAGAAACCUCACAGCAUCCAGAGUCACAGCCACCUCUGUUCAGAUGGUCUGGGAACAGCCCCUGGUUGGCACAGUGGAAGGUUACAUCAUCAAUGUCACCACCAGUCAAAGUGUGAAGAGCCGCUACGUGCCCAAUGGGAAGCUAUCUUCCUACACAGUGCGUGACCUGAACCCAGGUCAAAGAUAUCGCUUAUCAGUGAUGGCUGUUCAAAACACAGAUCAAGGACAAGUAACUAGCGAGCCUGCCCACCUGUACAUUACGGCCUUGCAGAAGGAUGGCACCCUAGAAAGGCGCUGGAGCCAAACAGGGCAUCCCCGUGUGCUGAGAAACCGGGUCCCCCCGGCAUUCCUGCCAGAACUGCGUCUGCUUGCUGAUCACAAUGCCCCUGAGGAACCCUCACAAGCACCUAGGUUUACAGAGCUAGUGGAUGGCAGAGGGAGGAUCACCACUAAAUUCAGCAACUUGCCCAGUAGAUCUGUCACUGUGAGAACACAACCUGAGGCUCCCAUGAAAAUGGAAGAAAAUGGGGAGGAAUCAACCAAACAGGUCAGCCAGGCACUCCACCUAUCAGAACCUGAGAACAGCAAGAGGGAAAGUGGCAAGCAGAACUGUUCCAUAAACUUCUGCCAAAACGGGGGGACCUGUGUUGCUGGCCCAGAGUCUUAUCACUGCGAUUGCAAUCCUGGAUUCAAGGGCAGACAAUGUGAACUAGCCUGCAAGAAGGUGCCUCAGUCUUGUACUCGGCUUUACUCAGAAACCAAAUCCUUUCCCGUCUGGGAAGGAGGUGUCUGUCAUUAUCUAUACAAGAGGAUCUACAAAGUGCACCAGGAUGUCUGCUACAAGGAGAGCUGUGAGAGCACUGUUUCAAAUAAGGCACACAGCAGAAAACAAAGUAACAGACACUGAAGCCAUAUAGUUGCAGAACACUCAACAUUUCUUCUAACUGGAUUGGAAAAAAGGAGAGACCCUCCAGCAAGAUCUAUGGACUUUUCUUCCUUUGCCUUGUUCAGGAGGUGUUCACCAAAUAGCCAUAUCCCUCUCUCUUUGGCAGGAUUAUAAGGGUCCGCUUACCUUUCUUCAUAGCACCUGAAUUUAUACAAGAUGAGUGACAUGUUAGAAAAGUCUCUCUCAGGAUUGAAGUCUAUUAUGGGCCACUUGCCGCAAGGGCAGAGCCUAAAGUUUCACCAGUGAUGGAGAUACUGGUUAUAUAAUCUGUGGCCACUGGACUACCUUAAAAGAAAAACAAGCCCUGAAACAAAUGUUCUGGAUUAUAACCAAAAGGAGAACCUCCCUGGCAUAAAAUUUGAUGUUCAAAGCUAAUCACAAGUCUAAAAUACUCCCAUUUGCAAACAGUGUGUCUUUUAAAAAAACACUAGGUUCUUUUCCUUUGUUUUUUCCCUUUUCAAGAUUAGUUAAUGAAAAGCAACAAAUCUGACAGCCAGCUACUGCUGUGCCUUUUUAUUGCUAACAAAUUACUAGCAUUUCAAAAGUUAUUCUAGAGGAGGGGGGAAAGGGCUGCAGAAGCUAGAAGUCUAUAUCCAUUUUCAACAACAGAUCAAACAGGCUUUUAGUUAUUCAGCCUGUGGACAUGCUAUUCCGUAAAGUGAUUAGAAAAUGCCAUGCCUUAAUAAUUAAAAAAGUUGAAAACCCUUCUAACCACUCUAUGAAGGGUAACUAGAUUGCUUUCCUAUUUAAGUCAGGAUUGUGAUGCCAGUGGAGGAAAAAUAGCAGAGCAUUUCUUCCUUCUUCCCAGAUGUUCAUUUGCUACAACUCCCAAUAAUGGCCAGCUACUCAAGGAGCCUUAAUAUUUCCUAGAUUUGUGAGUUUGUAUGACUAAAUAUAAAAUUGUGUUUAAUAUACAUACACUGUAUAUUUUAUAAAUUAAUACAGCCAGAGGUUCAAUUACAGUUUGCCAAUUAUUAUUCCUGUAAGUACUGGUAGCUCUCUAGCAGCCCAUUCAGCAAUUGCAAAAAAGAAG
Molecule: messenger RNA, 5728 nt
Organism: Podarcis muralis (Common wall lizard)
Lineage: Eukaryota; Metazoa; Chordata; Lepidosauria; Squamata; Lacertidae
Gene: SNED1
Product: sushi, nidogen and EGF like domains 1
Biological process (GO): cell-matrix adhesion; Notch signaling pathway
Molecular function (GO): Notch binding; calcium ion binding
Source: RefSeq, a predicted model, not a curated record